Messenger RNA from Tupaia belangeri chinensis (Chinese tree shrew), 696 nucleotides. RefSeq names its product olfactory receptor 2C3-like. Gene Ontology annotation, cellular component: membrane. NCBI's taxonomy places the organism in Eukaryota, Metazoa, Chordata, Mammalia, Scandentia, Tupaiidae. The transcript has a single exon. Gene Ontology annotation, biological process: G protein-coupled receptor signaling pathway. The annotation marks the transcript as partial. The record is from RefSeq and is a predicted model, not a curated record. Gene Ontology annotation, molecular function: G protein-coupled receptor activity; olfactory receptor activity.
CAAAUGCUGUCCAACAUGGUGGGGAGAAAGAAGACGAUCCCAUUCUCUAGCUGUGCUGCUCAGAUGUAUCUUUCCCUCUCCUUUGGAAUGAUUGAAUGUGUUCUCCUUGGUGUCAUGGCUUAUGAUAGAUAUGUCGCUAUUUGCCAUCCUCUUCACUAUACUGUCAUUAUGGACAGAAACACCUGUGUCCAGCUGGCAGCAAUUUCUUGGUCUAGUAGUUUCCUGAGCUCCAUGGUUAUCAAUGUCCUCACCUUGAGAUUGCCCUACUGUGGGCCCAAUGUCCUGAAUCACUUUUUCUGUGACGUGCCUUUUGUCCUAAAACUGGCCUGCACUGAUACCUCACUCACUGAGUUGGUGGUUUUUAUCUUCAGUAUUAUCAUUGUCUUCAUCCCUUUUCUUCUCAUUGUUGUUUCUUAUGCCCGGAUCCUUCUGUCUGUUCUCAAAAUACGGUCGGCCUCUGGGAGACACAAAUCACUGUCCACAUGUGCCUCCCACCUGACAGUAGUGGCGUUAUUCUAUGGAACUGCCAUCUUCAUGUACAUGAGACCCCAGUCAAAGUCUUCCCGGGCUGGAGGCAAGAUCAUUGCAGUGUUCUACACUGUGGUCACACCCAUGCUCAACCCCCUGAUCUACAGCCUGAGGAACCAGGAUGUGAAAGGAGCUUUAAGAAGAGCUAUUGCAAAACAGAGAAUGUGA